AUGAUGGAGCUGCCAGAUGCCCGCUGGGUUGCAGAAAUGAGCAGCCAGGCACUGCCGGUCUGCCAGCCGUUUCGGCUUCGGCACCGCGCGGACAUAACCUUCAUUGUGACGAUGGCGGGACGGAUCAUCCAGAUGCAGUCCGGCUUCGCCAUGCUCGAGUCCGCAUAUGCUCAGCCCAACAACUCGGCCAACAUCAUGAUGAAGAACAUGCUGGAUCUCUUCAUCGGUGUUCUGGCCUUCUACCUGUUCGGCUAUGGAAUUGCUUAUGGUGAGACCCAUGAUGUCGGAUUCGCAGAUACUGGCUACGAUAUGGCCCAUUGGUUUUGCUGCUUCUCUUAUGCUACAACAGCUGCGACAAUCAACAGCGGGGCCCUUGCAGGACGUGUGGCCUUCUUCCCCUACCUGGUCUUGUCCACCUUUAUGACAGGCAUCGUGUACCCCAUCUCAGCGCGCCUCGUCUGGGGUGGCGGCUGGCUCCAGCAGCUGGGAUUCAUCGACUUCGCCGGCUCGGCCACAGUGCACAUGGUCGGCGCUGUGAGUGCCCUGGUCAGCACGUGCUUCGUUGGCCCACGCAUUGGGCGCUUCAAGGAAUACCGGGCCUGGAAGGCGCCAUGGAGCAUCAUCUUCUUCGAGAAGCACGACAGCAAGUACUAUCGGGAGCCCGAGGGCGCCGUCGAGAAGAAGGUCUUCGUACCCUUUCGCAAAUGCAGACAUCCCGUGCAGCUCUUGUUCGGCACGUUCCUCCUGCUUGUGGGAUUCCUGGCGUUCAACCCGGGCUCCACUUAUGCCACCACCAUGGACAAGGACCUCACUGUGGCCUACAGCUCCGUCACCACUCUCCUAGCAGCAGCAGGAGCUGGGGUGGGAGGCAUGGUCUACUCAAUCGCCUCGGCACGAGCGGCCGUCGUGCGUGUCCCGGAGCUAACCAACGCAGUGAUUGGAGGCUUGGUGGCGAGCUGCGCAUGCUGCUCCGUCAUCCCCGUUCCGAUCGCUCCCUUGGUUGGCUUCGUGGCGGCGAUACUCACUGGGCUUCGAGGAGCUUCUUGUCUGCUGCCAGAUCGACGAUGCAGUUGGUGCUGUUGCAGCUCAUGGGCCGAGUGGUGCAUGGGGCACGCUGGCAGUCGCUCUCUUGCGGACAAACACUGUGGAGAUACACAUGACUUUGUUGGCAUCUUUUUCGGGGGCGGCGAGACUGCUUGGCGCAUGCUGGGCGUGCAGGCGCUCGGACUCUUGGUGCUCAUGGGCAUCUCUUUAGCUUCCACGUAUGUGCUCGUGAUGUUGGUCGACUUGCUCUUCGGCUUCCGAGUCUCCCGAGCCUGCGAGCUGAUUGGCCUGGACUUCUGGGAGCACCAGUUCGAUGAUGGUAGCCUGGAGACCAACACACACAAAGCCACGCUCUUCGGCCUUUCCCAGAUGCGCGAGGACCUGAGUCGCCGGUCACGAUAUCUGGAUGUGAAGAAGCCGAAGUGGCUCUUUGCAAGGCCCAAGUUUUCCUCGGAGCCAGGCCUUAGCGAGGCCUCCACGGCUGACCUCGAGACGGAGCCCCAGGAGAUGGCUCGAGAUGGUGGAGAGGACCACCGUGAGAACCGUGAGAACCGCGAGAACCGCGAGAACCGGGAGUCUGGCGACCGGCUGGAGGAGCUGACCCGGAAAGUGCAGGCGCUGGAGGCCCAGAUCUCCCUCCUCACGGUCGGGGCUCUACGGAACGCCCAGGCUGCCGAGCCUGGAACUUUUGAGGAUAUCUGCGGCCGGGGCCUGCGAACGGAGACCUGCAUCCCAGCGUCGCCUUCGCACCCUCAGCCGGAGAAAGCGGUCUAA
Molecule: messenger RNA, 1818 nt
Organism: Symbiodinium natans
Lineage: Eukaryota; Dinophyceae; Suessiales; Symbiodiniaceae
Source: the annotation of a GenBank genome assembly